Molecule: messenger RNA, 2904 nt
Organism: Penicillium daleae
Lineage: Eukaryota; Fungi; Ascomycota; Eurotiomycetes; Eurotiales; Aspergillaceae
Product: NRPS-like enzyme
Exons: 1
Coding region: 1-2904 (967 amino acids)
Source: RefSeq, a predicted model, not a curated record
AUGUUUCUUACCUCCCCUCGCAACAGCAUUGCCGCCCAGGAAAGUCUACUCAAAACUAUCGGCUGCACGAAAAUUCUCACUCCCACUCCACGGCCAGCAGCUGCCACCGCGAUGCUCGAUGCACUAUCGUUGUCAGCGUAUGAAGUCCCGACUGUUGACGACUUACUGGCUAAGGAGUACCCACAUUUUGAGUACACCAAAUCCUACCCUGCCGACGCGGACGACAUUAUGGCCAUCAUUCAUACCUCUGGUUCUACCGGCAUCCCUAAACCAAUUAUCUGGAGGCUGUCCGCGUCAUGUAACCACGUGCGCAUGUUCCGAUUAAAUGCACCAGACGGGUUCGCAAACCAACAUAAGUUGUUGGUUGGAAAGAGACAAUUCUUGCCUUUUCCACCUUUCCAUGCCGGGGGUCUAGCAUGCCUGAUGUUCAUCAACAUCCCGGCAGAUAUUACAAGUAUCCUUCCUACUGCCGCGGGACUUCCCACGGCUGCUGCCCUGGUCGAUGCUCUGAAACAGACACCCAUGGACAUCGCCGCUCUUGUGCCGUCAAUUGUACAGGAACUAGCGCAAGACCCGGGACUUUUGGAUUAUUGCGCCAAAACUCUGGAGUACUGCAUUUAUAUGGGAGGGGAUCCACCUCAGGCAGUUGGUGACAAGGUUGCGGCCAAGAUGAAACUCUACAAUGCCUACGGAGCUUCUGAAACAGGACUGCUCACUCCGAUUUAUUCGCUGACCAAUCGAGAUCCAUACAAGGGUUGGAGGUAUAUCCAAUUCCAUCCGGCUUUGGGGUCCGAGUUUCGUCAGGUUACGGAUACCGAGUACGAACUUGUUCUGGUCCGGUCGCCAGAAAGCGAGAAAUAUCCUAUGACAUUUAGGAUCUUUCCAGAGCUGAAAGAAUAUCACACACAUGAUCUGUUUGUCCGCCAUCCAGAUCCCAAUAAGCCUGACUUGUGGCGCUGGGGCUCUCGCUCAGACGAUCUGAUAGUCUUUCUCAAUGGCGAAAAGACAAACCCUGUUUCUAUGGAACAAAAUAUCCUGGCAUCCAACGCUGGUGUGACUGGAGUUCUGGUAGCUGGUGCACAGCGAUUCCAGGCCUCAUUGGUCAUUGAGUACGGCGGUAAGAAGCUAAGCCCGACUGAAUGGGCCGCUACCAUUGAGACAAUCUGGCCCAGUAUUGAAGAAGCAAAUAAGGUAUGCCCAGCUCAUGCCAGAGUUGCUCGGAGCCACGUUAUCUUCACCAGUCCUGAAAAACCAUUUCCUCGUGCUGGCAAAGGAACCAUUCAGCGAGCUGCUGCCUUGGCUCUAUAUUCUUCGGAGCUUGAAACGCUGUAUGCAAAUGCAGAUCGCCUCGGAUCACAUACUAAGGGCGAGCUCGCGGGACCUGGGCGGGUUAGUGACAUUGAGCGCAACUCCGAAUUCAUUCUCCAGACUCUGUCAUCAAUCACUGGCUGGACUCCUGAUCAAAUCAGGACCUCGGAGAAUUUCUUCCAUUUAGGAUUGGACUCCCUGCAGACAAUCACAGCCACGCGAUACUUCAAGCGUGGCUUUGAAUUGCCCUCUUUCACUCCUAACCAUAUUUAUCUUCACCCAUCUCUCUCGAGUUUGGCGCAGGCCACGAUAAAACUGAUGCAAGAAGAUCAGGUUUUAGAAAAGGUUAUCAAGGAGGCACAAUUGCAGGAAAGAGAGGAGAUCUUGACAGAUUUCAUCGCCAAGAUUGAUGGCCCUCGCAUCAAUGCAUCAAGCGAAGAUCUUCCAUCAUCACAUACUGUCUUGCUGACUGGCUCAACCGGGACCCUGGGUACAUACAUUCUUGAUGCGCUUCUCGAGGAUACAUCAGUUGCGCACAUUCACUGCCUCAAUCGCAGGGAAGAUAGCCAGAACUUCCAGCAAAAGAAAAGCGAGUUCUAUCAUUUGAACUCCACCUUCGACUCUUCUCGGGUCACCUUCUGGCAUGUAGAUCUAUCUCGAAAAGAUCUUGGAUUGGAUGCAGAGUCAUUCAAGCUCCUUCAUGAGUCAACUACCGCCAUCAUUCACAAUGCUUGGAAUGUGAACUUCAAUCUCUCACUUCCGUCAUUCAAGCCCGAUCUAUUGAGCGUGGUCAACCUGAUCAAUUUUACUGCGACGGCUCCCAAGAUACCCACCUUAUUCUACCUUUCCUCCAUCAGCUCCGUCAUGGGCCAUCAAACAGACUCUUGUCGGACGCCAGAAACUAUUAUUUCCACCAAUGCCCCCGCUCCGAACGGAUAUGCCAACAGCAAAUACGUCGCAGAGAGACUUCUGGAUCAUGCAGCUCAAAAUCGCGGAAUCCGCACAUCUUUCGCCCGAGUUGGCCAAGUAGCUGGAGCAGUUCACACACCUGGCCUCUGGAACAAAGCAGAGUAUUUCCCCAGUCUGGUGAGAAGCUCGCUACAGAUUGGCGCGGUCCCAAAUAGUGUUGGUCCAACUAUUGGUAGAAUUGACUGGGUACCUAUCGAUCUACUUGCUGAGGUUUUGAUUGAUCUGGCCUUGCGUGAGUCUCAACCAGGCCGCAUAAACGUCUACCACCCAUUGAAUCUUCACCCAACGACAUGGAGCGAGAUCAUCGCCGUUGUCGCGAAUGAGCUUUCCCAGCUUUCUGGUGGUAAGCCUAUCAAGUCCAUCAGUAUCUCGGAGUGCGUGCAGCGGGUGCGACACGAUAUCGAGGCCGCGGGUGGAAGUCGGAAAGUGGGAGGCGAGUCGGACCUGCAGGAACUUUUGGAGAAAAACCCUGCAGCAAAGUUACUCGAAUUCUUCGAAGGGUUGCUGUCUGUGCAAUCAGCAAGUAUCUUGGACACGCAGAGCACGGCUAGUGUCAGUGGGAAGUUGGGGUUGAUUGGGGGGAUCAAGGAGCAGUGGGUUCGUAAGUGGGUGAAGGAGUGGAUGUAG